Metopolophium dirhodum (rose-grain aphid) is the source of this 667-nucleotide messenger RNA. RefSeq lists its product as uncharacterized. Lineage: Eukaryota; Metazoa; Arthropoda; Insecta; Hemiptera; Aphididae. The transcript has 5 exons. The record is from RefSeq and is a predicted model, not a curated record. The coding region runs from base 80 to 640 and encodes 186 amino acids.
UGUCUACAAAUACCAAUUUAAGUAUACUUUUGAUAAUUUUUUUUUAAAUUUCAUAGCCGUUAGCUAUAAUUUAUAGGAAAUGGGUGAGAAAUGCAAAUAUUCGUCGGGAGAUGACGACAAAACAUGCAUCCCAAAUACCAAUAACGUCACAGGAAAUCCUGUUGUUGAUGAAACGGAUGACGCCACCGAUGAUGAUUUGGACUGGUUAAUGGACUCCGUCGUAUAUGUAAGUUCUGCAGUAGCAGAGCCCGCCGAAGUUCACACGGAAGAAGAAGUACGACAAUAUAAUAUCGAAUCAGAAGAUCUGCAUUUUAAAAAUAAUCUCAACGAUGAAGACGAUUUUUUAAAUUUAACGGUCAUAGAUAAUUCAGUACUGCUGCCGCCGAUAUCGGAGAACUUGUUUGAGCAACCGGUACUAGAGUUAGUGCCACAAAUUCCUGAUUGGAUGCCGGAUAUGCUAACUGACCAAUACCGUUUAAUCGUGCUGGUAUUAAACGCCCAAAUGAUAGGAAUAGCCUCAAUUGAUCCAGAAUUCGACUUUAUGGAAAAUGAGAUAAUAGACCAUAUAAUUUGUACAAUCGGAACAGGUUCAGAAUUUGAUAACCAGCUGGCCAUUUUGACGCCGGAGGAGAACAUCUAGCCAACACCAUUUAAUUCACCCUAAGUC